AUGGUGAGCACGCUGGCUCAUGGGCUGUUGUUGAUUGCGCUGGUGGUGGCCACCAACGCGCAGGGCUUCCACGGUGCCGCCUGGGAACAGAAAAGCAGCCCAGACAAGCAGGACAUGCUGUGGAAAGCCACCGUGGCUGACACCAAAUCCAAUGAGUGGCCCAACGUUCUUGAGGAGGCCUUGCUGUUGGUUGAACAGAUGAACCUCACCUUCGACUCUGUCGAUUGGGACGAGUUCAUGCCCAAUGAGAUCAAGACGUGGCCUUACAAGACCGGAUAUGCCCGUACCAAGCUCAUCCACUCCCAAGGUGUUGUAGCACUUGUGAGUUGGAAAAGCCUGGGGAACCACAACUACACGGGCUUGUUCCAAGGCGCGACCCACGGCCUGAUGCGGCUUUCCCUGGCUGGCCCGCCUGACACGAGCGCAGAUAGCCCCAACAUGGGUCCUGGUGUGGCAUUCAAGUUCUUGAGGGACGGCAUGCCAGCUUCGCAGGUCAUCGCCAUGUACCAGCUCGGAGGACAGAGCAGCUUCAACUUCUUCGAGCACGACCUGACCAACCACGUGCCGGACCUUGGCACCAGCGCGCCUUUCAAACUGAGAGUGAUUCGGGAGACUUUUGCGGCGGCUUCCAACUGGCCCACUAUGAUUGGAGUGAGUGAGUUUGCCAGCUUCACUCAGAGUGGCGCGGCAGUGCCCAGCCCCAACGCCCCCUUCCGUGUGGUGUUCCAUCCCACCACAGCCUAUCAUCAAAAAUUCAACAACACAACGCCAAAGCCCGACAUUCUCGCUGACGUUGGCCAGGCAUUGAUCCCUGGCUCGACGGUGUACGAAGUGUGGGCGCAAGACAGCCCCUACAACGAUCCCAACGACCCCCAGCUCAUCGGCACCCUCGUGCUCAACUCCAAGGGCUUCACGUCGAUGUUUGGCGACAAGACGCUGUUCAUGCGCCACGUGCGCAUGGAGGAUGACCUGGCACUGAAGCCCCAGUGGGUGGCAGGAGCGCAGGCCAUCAUCAACAAUCAACAGAGCGUGCCCCAGUACCACUUCCAGGACCUCCCCUGGCAGUGA
Messenger RNA from Acanthamoeba castellanii str. Neff, 1068 nucleotides. Its product is annotated as peroxidase, putative. The transcript is spliced from 11 exons. NCBI's taxonomy places the organism in Eukaryota, Discosea, Longamoebia, Acanthamoebidae. The coding region runs from base 1 to 1068 and encodes 355 amino acids. The record is from RefSeq and is a predicted model, not a curated record.